Messenger RNA from Eimeria necatrix, 2475 nucleotides. RefSeq lists its product as hypothetical. Bases 1 to 2475 code for a protein of 824 amino acids. The record is from RefSeq and is a predicted model, not a curated record. Gene Ontology annotation, cellular component: mitochondrion. Gene Ontology annotation, molecular function: NAD+ kinase activity. The transcript has 4 exons. Lineage: Eukaryota; Apicomplexa; Conoidasida; Eucoccidiorida; Eimeriidae. Gene Ontology annotation, biological process: NAD+ metabolic process.
AUGCUGCUUAGGAGAAGGCCAGCAAGGGCUGCCUACUUUAGUUCUGUCAGGCCUCUGGGGGACCCCAGGAAACUUCAAGCAAGGGCCCCUUCACAGCAGGCGACUGCUCUUGCCUGUGGGCUACGUGCCUAUGGUUGCAGGGCCUCUCUAAAUCGGCGCGUUCUUGGAGGGUACUUCUGGAAUGGCCCGGAUGGGCCUUCCUGGGGGUUCUCAGCUGGCCCCCAGCCCUUCGUGGGUCAGCUUAAGAGGCAUCAGAUGCUACUGCUGAUGCUGCAGCGAAAGCAAAAUGCGGGACCCACAGGAUGCUACCUGGCACUUCAGACCUACAGAACCUUCCACGAUGCUCCACAAGAGAAGCCGCAACAGAAGCAACUGCAGCAGCAGCAACAGCAGCAGCGACGACAGCAGCAGCAGGAGCAGAAACAGCAACAACAGCACCAGCCAAACCAACAGCAGCGCCAGCAACAGCAGCUAAAGCAGCAGUUGCAGCAAGAAGGGCUGCGGCAACAAGCCCAGCCGCAGCAGCAAGGGCAGGAGGAGGGGCAAAAGCUGCCUGAUGAUGGCUGCGGAAUGUGUCCUUCCGUUCGCUUGAGUCGAAUCGUGUUGCUAAAUAAAGUGACGAGAUUUGAAGUGUCCCUGGCAGAAAAGAUGAAAAUGUGGAGGCAGCAGCACCUCUCCGGCUGCAGCAGCGCCAGCAGCAGCAGCUCUGAGGGGCCCGCUGUAAAAGUGGGAGGUGUGGAAGCUACAGCAGGAGGAGCAGCAAGUGCAGCGGCAGUAGCAAAAGCAGCUCCAGCAGCAGAUCUGUACACUCCUGGUAGUCGUGCCUACGAGGCAGCAGCAGCAGCAGCAGAAGCAGCAGCUGCUGCAGCGUUGGCCCGCGACUACCCCACAGCCUACCGCACUCAUCUGCUGCACCAGCAGGCAGCAGCUGAACUGUACAGACAACUCAGAGAGGACUACGGCCUCCACGUGACCCUCAUAAAAGCCAGAACUAUUCAAGGACAAAAACUGAGCAGGAGAGGAGAUGUGGCACUGCCACCAGAUGCAAUUAUUUCCGCAGGCGGUGAUGGGACUUACCUGGAAGCGGCCUCAAUCAUUCCUGGCCAUUUGGAGGGGUCUCCCAAGGGCCCCUGGAUAUUUGGUGUGAAUACAGACCCCACGAGGUCCGAGGGUAGACUGUGUGUUAAACCUAGCAAGCAAAGCAAGCAGCAGCAGCAGCAGCAAGAACUGCAGCAGCCGCUGCAGAAGAAGGGGCACGAGGAGAGGCAAAGGCAGGGCGAGAAGUCGCAGCAGGAACAUGAGUGUCACGAGCAGCAAAAACUCAAACUGCAGGAGCAGGAGUAUUUGGAAGGACAGCAGCAGCAGCAGCAGCAGCAGCAGCAGCACCUCGCGCCGGCUCUUGGGCAUCCUCUCAAAUUUCGAACCCCGCGUGUGCCGAGCCGUGGAAUGCCUUCCCCUGCUGCUGGCAGCAGCGCAGCUCGCUGCGGGAGUCCACUGCUUGCUGCAGCUUUGGCUCCUCCUUCUGGGGCUUCUGCAGCUGCUGUUGCUGAGGGCCUAGAGUCGGAAGAGCUGGAUGUCAAGGGGUACGUAGCAGCAACGCUGCAGCAUCUGCUGCAAGGGGGGGCUUUGCUGGUAUCAAGGCAGCGCAUUAGAGUCACGCUGAGGUUUCCGCAGCACAUGCAGAACGAAGUAAUGGAGCGUUUAAGUGCCAUCAGACCAGAAGUUACAAGCGGCAUAAAUACCAGAAGCAGCAGCAGCAGCAGCACGGGGGGAAACUUUGGGUGGCCCCCCAAAGAUGAUGGGGGCCUCUCUUACAGAGGCAGCUCAUUGGAAACACCAUGGCUUGAAGGGACGGCAGCUGAGGGCGCGGGAGCAGCCGGUGGAUCCCCCACAACAGCAGCAAAUGGCAGCGCCGCAGCAGGCCCCCUCCUGCCUUCACGGCGCCGUGUGGGGGGCCCUUCUGUGGGUGUUGCUGCUGAGGGCUUGACAUUUGAUACUGCUGCAGUUGAUAUUGGUGGUGCUACUUUUUCCGCCGGCGCUGCGGCAGCAGGGGGAGCAGCAGGAGGCGCUGGCUCUGGCGAAAAUGUGGUGGAGCUGAGGCUUCCCUUUUUGUCUGUCAAUGAUGUCUUUGUGUCAGAUGUAAAUGUAGCGAAAACUUUAUAUGCUGAUCUGUGGAUAGACGGGGAGACAAAAAGGCACAAGAGCUCAGGGGUGCUCGUUUCUACAGGUACCGGUUCCACUGCGUGGAACUACAAUAUGGGCGCCGUAGGGAAACAACAGGCGAAAGCGAUUGUGGAUCAGGUGCUUUCUCUCAGGCCCAAAAUAAAAGGAGACAUGGAGGGCCCCCUAAGUGAUGCAGAGUUGCAGAAAAUAGUUCAAAAAGCUAACGAGCAGCUGCUGCUGGAUCCGGCGGCCCCUUUGAUGCGUUUUCUUGUCCGAGAGCCUAUUGAUAACAGGUACAUAGAGUGUGCGUAG